Planococcus citri (citrus mealybug) is the source of this 1734-nucleotide messenger RNA. Its product is annotated as schwannomin-interacting protein 1-like. The record is from RefSeq and is a predicted model, not a curated record. Bases 335 to 1387 code for a protein of 350 amino acids. Gene Ontology annotation, cellular component: cell junction; plasma membrane. NCBI's taxonomy places the organism in Eukaryota, Metazoa, Arthropoda, Insecta, Hemiptera, Pseudococcidae. Gene Ontology annotation, biological process: positive regulation of hippo signaling. The transcript has 8 exons.
GUCCAGCGACCAACGUCAUAAGAAAAUAAAGAACCGCCCUUUAUUUGCGCUAUCUAUGGCCUUAAACCGUAACCCUUUAUCACUGUUCAGGCUGAAAGCUGGAAUGUUGAGCUUUCGCAGAACGCAGCAGAUAAUGAAAUCAAGCUUCCAAAGUUUUAACAGUUUCAGUUUAGUUUCAUAAACGAAGCUCAAGUGUAAUCUAAGUCAAGUCACUCUCUCAAUUAUUAUAAUUUUUCAUUUUAAAAUUUAUAGCCUAAUAUGAUACAGUUCCUAAAACGUAGUCAAAUUCAUUAAUUUACGCAACCUAGACGUAGCUAAUUUUCAAUAUUAAGAAAUGGAUGAUGCUUACUUGUCCGACGUUACCGAAGAUAUCGGCAAAGAGUAUCGGUUGUUUAAUAUUCACUAUUUCAAGGAGAAUCCUAUUUUCAACGAGGAUUAUCGACUUAAAAUGAGACGAAAUGAAAAAUUAGAGUUGAGCGAAGAUAGGAAUGUUUGGCUCAAGAACAACAUCGGAUAUAGAAAUAAUAAGAAUAAUUAUGGAAACAGAUUUAGGAAACCUAGUUUGCAAUCGAGGCUUCAAAAUGGCGGAAACCUGCAGUUAUGUUUCGUCAACGAGCAUUCCUCCGAAAUGGACGACACCAAUAAUGAAAAUGGCAUAUAUUCGUUACCAGUGAUAUCGCAGUCGCAGUAUCUACAACAGAAAUUGAACUCGAACACGUUACCGACAGAAAAGGACGAAAUAAUGUCAUUAUCACCGGAUCUAAUACACCAUACGAAUCUAACAUCGUCGGUGCACAGCAUUAGCAAUAAGGACGAUAAUAACAACAAUAAUGUCUCUAACAGGAGUAGCACAACCUGUUACAACGAUAAUCUGCAGAACAGCAAGUGGUCAGCGGAUAUACGAGACGAAGUCCGUACAACAUUAAAAAAACUCUACAACGAUAGUUAUCGUAAAAUGGAAUUAGAACGGUUCCAUCGUCCAGCUAGUCCAAUCACCUGUACCAUUAGAACCAGCCUUAAAAAGGUUGGCGUGGAAUCAAAAGAAGGAUACCGUGGUAGAAUACGUAUGAAUAGGCACAUGCUAACCAAAAUGAAUACCAACCAGUUACAGAGUAUUGCCGAUGAUCUCCUUACAUUUGUUGAAUAUUUGAACGAGCAAUUAGUUGAAAUGUUGAUGGAACGAGAUGAAUUACAUAUGAGUCGCGAUUCCUUACUGGUUGAUAUUGAAGAUCUUACAGCUCACUUGGAAGCAAAACGGGUAUACACGAAAGAUACCAGAAAACUGGAAAAUAUUAACAGAAAUAUUAGCAAUGAUAACAACACAGGCAUUAAAAAUAUUACAUCGGGCAUGCGCUUAAUUCGUCUAUCUUCGUAUAUAAAAAAUUAAACGAGGCGAUUUAACAUUCGUUUAGCUUCGCUUUUUUAUGUACAAUACAUUGUUUAAAAAAAAUUUUGAGAUAAGCUUUUGUUAUAGCUGUUGCCAGAGUUGAAAAAUACGCUUUUUUAUAUAUCUAGUUUAUAAGUAACUAACUAUAUUACUCUCUUUUGAAGAACAAUUAUACCCUAAUUCCUAUAGAAGGUACCUAAUACAUGGUUGUAAGUUUGGAUGUGUCUAGUUUUACAUAAGGUUGUUUUUCCUAAAUAUAUACGAACAAGUUAUAAAUUUUUUUUGUUUUUUAGAACAUUUCACUAAAAUAUUGUAAACGCAUAAGCAUAAUAAAUAUCACAAUGUUU